Contarinia nasturtii (swede midge) is the source of this 2382-nucleotide messenger RNA. It is a transcript of the gene Gycalpha99B, whose product is annotated as head-specific guanylate cyclase. Lineage: Eukaryota; Metazoa; Arthropoda; Insecta; Diptera; Cecidomyiidae. Gene Ontology annotation, biological process: response to oxygen levels; cGMP biosynthetic process. The transcript is spliced from 9 exons. The record is from RefSeq and is a predicted model, not a curated record. Gene Ontology annotation, cellular component: guanylate cyclase complex, soluble. Gene Ontology annotation, molecular function: heme binding; guanylate cyclase activity. Bases 232 to 2217 code for a protein of 661 amino acids.
UGACCAUUUUAAUGCUGAACUGUACAUGUUGUAAAAGCAAAAUGAAAAGGAAAGCACAAUUUUAUCUAAACACAGCAGUAAUAUUGCAAGAGAGCUCUUUACUGUAUAAAUAAAAAUUACCUCUGCCAAAACGGUGAUGACAGUAAAAUUAUAUACGAAAAACUAUUAGUUAUUUGAGGAUAAGUGUUUCUUUUGGUUGAAAAAAAUCCAAAUCGAUUGUACGGAAAAAAGAUGACUUGUCCAUUUGCACGAGGUUCGAAUUCUCUUCGAAGGCAAUCAUCGGUGGUUGAGCAAAAUUCGAAUUGGGGCAUCGAAGACGAUUUCGCUGAAAUUCCUGAUGCACUCACAUUGACUCACUUACAAGCAGCCAUACAAUUGCUGACCUCUCCUUUGAAUGAAGAUGUCAACACAGCUGUAACAUCUUUGAUAUCAAAAUAUCAAGGAAAAUGGCCAGGAUUGAGUCAAUUGAAAAUGGAUGUUCAAAAUCAUCCCAAUUACGAUUAUUUGGCGGACAUUCAGGACAUUCUAUUAAAAAUGGAUGAAUCAUCGGCAAGUGAAAUACUUGUUCUGCUUGGUGAAGAGUUGAUAGCCACUUGCUGUACUGGCAUUGUUGAGCGAGCUUUUCGAAGUCUCGGUGCUGAUUUACAAGAGUUUUUGGGCGCAUUGGAAGGUGUUCACGAUGUUUUAAAACUACAGGAAGACGGUCAAACCGAUACAGAUUUCAUUUGCGCUGAUGAAGGUGAAUUGAUUUUCACAUCUGAACGUCCGGUCAUAGCAUGGCUAUUGCUUGGUUCAUUGAAAGCACUGACUCGUAUUCUAUACGACAUCAAUGCGAGCAUUGUUAUUGAACCAAUCGAAGGUGACCCAAAAUGCUAUCGCUACUUGUUUACUUUAUCCGAGCAAGAAAAAAAUAGGCUCAAACUCACCGAAAUUGAGCAAGAUGUUAGCGUUCCGAUUUCAGGCCUAACUGCCACCGACUUGAAAAUGAGUCCGGCAACAUUUUGUAAGGCCUUUCCGUGGCACUUUAUAAUGAAUGAAGACCUGGAAAUAAUUCAAAUGGGCAAAGGAUUCAGUAAAUUAUUUAAAAAUUCACUUCCAACACAUGGACGUCUUGUCACGACUUAUGUUAUAUUUAAACGGCCAACAAAUUUAACGAUCAAAUUCCGUGACAUUAUACGACGUUCAAAUACACCAUUUGUUUUGUCGCUUAAACCACUACCGGGCGUUAAAUAUGCAGCAGAGGCACUUGAUGUGAAAGGGCGUAUGGUUUUCUGUCCUGAAUCGAAUUCAAUAUUGUUUAUUGGCUCUCCAUUUAUUGACGGCUUAGAUGGUUUGACUUGUAACAAUCUUUUCAUCUCCGACAUUCCAUUGCAUGAUGCAACCAGAGAAGUAAUACUAGUUGGGGAACAGACGAAAGCACAAGAUGGUCUACGACGACGAAUGGACAAACUUAAAAAUUCCAUUGAAGAGGGUAAUGCUGCUGUGGCCAAAGAACGAAAGAAAAACGUCAGCUUGUUGUAUCUCAUCUUUCCAGCCGAAAUUGCCGAGAGUUUAUGGCUUGGAUCAACAAUUGAUGCAAAAACUUAUCCGGAUGUUACAAUGUUGUUUUCCGAUAUUGUUGGAUUUACAAGCAUUUGUUCGCGUGCUACACCGUUCAUGGUCAUCAGCAUGCUUGAAGAAUUAUACAAAGAAUUUGAUGAAGCUUGUGGCUACUUUGAUGUUUAUAAAGUGGAAACCAUUGGUGAUGCAUACUGUGUUGCCAGUGGAUUACAUCGUGCUGGUUCAUUUGAUGCACAUAAAGUAGCAUGGAUGGCACUUCGUAUGAUGGAAGCAUGUUCCAAGCACAUCACUCACGACAGCCAACCGAUACGAAUGCGCAUUGGAAUACAUACUGGUACGGUAUUAGCUGGAGUCGUUGGUCGAAAAAUGCCACGCUAUUGUUUAUUUGGUCAUAAUGUAACCAUUGCAAAUAAAUUUGAAUCAAAUAGCAUUGAGCGCAAAAUCAACAUCAGCAACACAACGAGAGAAUGGCUCAUGAAACACCCAGACUUUAAAUAUGAAUUAACUGCCCGAGAUCCGAGCUGUUUACCAAAAGAGUAUACAAAUGCUGAAGGAAACUGUUAUUUCCUGGAUGGCUACAAACAUUCUACAGUUACCGAUGAAAAUGCUUCACUAGGCGAUCACAUCGAAGCAGGCAUGAGACAAAUUAUGGAAUAAAUGUCAUAUGUAUGUUCAGUUACAUUGUACUUCAUGUGAGUUCAGUGCAUAAAUCAAUGUAAAUCAAUGUUGAAAUCUAAAUCUUCUAAUCGAAAGAAAAAAAUAUUACAUAAUAUAUUCACUUGUAUACAAAUAAUAUACACAAUGUUCUACACAAAAAAAUUU